Messenger RNA from Lathyrus sativus (Indian pea), 210 nucleotides. Lineage: Eukaryota; Viridiplantae; Streptophyta; Magnoliopsida; Fabales; Fabaceae. The record is from the annotation of a GenBank genome assembly.
AUGGUCUGCUUUUGUUUUCUGGUGGACCAGACUAAGGAGAUGCAGCGGAGCAAGCCAGCGGCGGGAACAUGCUCACGGUGCGGCGGCUGUGCUAGUGUGGCGGAUAUGAAGACGGCUACAAGAUUCUGCUACGUUCCGUUUUAUACGAAAUCUUGGAGAGCUAUUGUUUGCACUUUUUGUGGAGCUGUUCUUCGUUCUUACCAUCAGUGA